CAUCAUAAUCACAAAAUAAAUAAGCCACCAAUUUUUCACCUGUCACCAAUUCAUACGAUUCACUCUCUCAAUCUCUACCCCCGUCAACCUUUCACUACUAUUUCUCCCACAGACAGAAAUAAUGGCUUUAGAGAUCUGUGUCGAAGCUGCUGUUAGUGCCCCUAAUAUUCUCGGAGAUUGCCUAUUUUGCCAGAGAGUUCUGUUGAGUCUGGAAGAGAAGAAAAUUCCAUACAAGUCUCAUCUCAUCAGUCUGGGUGAUAAACCUCAAUGGUUUUUGGAGAUAAGCCCGGAAGGAAAGGUCCCAGUGGUAAAAAUUGAUGACAAAUUGGUCGCAGAUUCUGACGUCAUUGUUGGUAUCUUAGAGGAGAAAAAACCUGAACCCCCUCUUGCCAUUCCUCUGGAAUUUGCCUCUGUGGGUUCAAAGAUAUUCCCAUCUUUUGUUAAGUUCUUGAAGAGCAAGGAUCCCAGUGAUGGAACUGAGCAGGCUUUGCUUGAGGAAUUGAAGGCAUUGAAUGGGCAUCUCAAGGCGCACGGUCCUUUCAUUGCUGGGGAAAAGAUCACAGUAGUGGAUUUGAGCUUCGCUCCGAAUCUUUACCAUCUUGAGGUUGCUCUUGGCCAUUUCAAGAACUGGACUAUCCCUGACAAUUUGACACAUGUCCUCAACUACAUUAAGUUAUUGUUCUCCCGUGAAUAUUUCAAGAAGACAAAAGCUGUCGAGGAACAUGUCAUUGCUAGAUGGAAGCCAAAGGUCAAUGCAUGAAUUAGUUCCAGAUUACAAGAUUUUGGAAACUAGUCAUGUAAUGUAGUGGUUGGGCCUUCUCUCUCAGGAAAAGAAAGGGUGCUGAGCCUGGUGUGUGUUAGACAUCUAAAACUAAGAUACAUACAGGGUGCUCUGUAACUCAUAAAAUCCAUUAACCUAUCAGUGCAGUGGCCUCUAUUAAUUUGAAAUGGCUAGCAUUAUUUUAAUCUAGCUUUGUUAUAUUGAUAUUAGAGCAUACGCUAAUGUCCAUUAUGUUACUUUGCUCUAUUAUUUUAUGAUAUAUCCAUUAAUAAUUCAAGUUGAAGCUGGACUACAUUA
Populus euphratica (Euphrates poplar) is the source of this 1078-nucleotide messenger RNA. Its product is annotated as glutathione S-transferase DHAR2-like. The coding region runs from base 122 to 760 and encodes 212 amino acids. NCBI's taxonomy places the organism in Eukaryota, Viridiplantae, Streptophyta, Magnoliopsida, Malpighiales, Salicaceae. Gene Ontology annotation, biological process: cellular oxidant detoxification; ascorbate glutathione cycle; protein glutathionylation. The transcript has 6 exons. Gene Ontology annotation, molecular function: glutathione dehydrogenase (ascorbate) activity. The record is from RefSeq and is a predicted model, not a curated record.